ACGGCUUCCUGAUUCUGAAUCCUGAACGGGGACGGGGCCCUUGUUGGGGGGUUUGGGCGCCGCGCGUGCCUAUCCUAGUCUUGGAUGGCCGUCACCUUUUUGUUCAUAGAGGCGUGGCAGUGGCCGUGGCAGUGGAGGUUGGAUACAAUACAACAGUUAUUAUCUAGCCGUCCAUGGUGGUACGGAGUACUCGUGCUUGGUGGCGGAGGAGUACUCGGAGGAGGAGGAGGAGGAGGAGGCUGUAUCAUACAAGUCCGGUAGUUGCUGAGUUACGGUGGUAUUAUCUAUCCAGAGACUAGACCUAGAACCAGGAGACAUCUCAGAUCGGUCAGUAGUGUGAGUAGG
Messenger RNA from Aaosphaeria arxii CBS 175.79, 345 nucleotides. RefSeq lists its product as uncharacterized. The record is from RefSeq and is a predicted model, not a curated record. The transcript has a single exon. Bases 85 to 261 code for a protein of 58 amino acids. Lineage: Eukaryota; Fungi; Ascomycota; Dothideomycetes; Pleosporales.